UCCCGUUGUUAAGGAUAACAAACAAUAUGGGCCUUCAAGGCUCAAAACAUUUGGCGUGUAGAUCUAAAGUUCUAAACUGCUGCAUUGGUCAUAAUGUAAUAAUCUUUAGGGUUAUUCUAUAGAUCUGGAUCAAAGUCUAAAUAGUGAUAAUUUAAGUCAACUCCUCGGAGCUCUAUCUAGUAGCAAAAUGUUGGACAAAGAAAAAUGCCAACGUUAAAUCCCAAAGUGGAAUUAGUAGCCAGUGUCGGUAUGAAUGCGCUUCAUGUUCCAAGCGUGGGUAAACUUCGAUCAGUAGAGCCUCAGCUCACUACACUUUUUCAUAUGAAUGAAUUGUCUUAUAUUCAUCGUGCAGAUGGGUCAAAGUUGGCUCCCUAUCCACCGUUAUUACUUCGUAACUUCAAUGGCGCUGAAGUACGAGAAAAUGGUUAUUAUAUGGAUGCAGAUCUAUUGAAUGCUAAAAUAAAAUUGUUGAGAACAUCUGAAAGCUCUGGGCAUAGAAUACCCCAAGGAAAAGAAAGUCAUCAGGUCUUUAAAGAAGUGCACCAGCAUAAAGUGUUCUCAGUACCUGAUAAAACAAAAGAUGAUAUAGCAGAGACAGUUGCAACAACACAUAAAAGGUUGAUCAGAAAAAAUAGUUCCUCCCAAAAAGUUUCUGGACAUGAAAAACUGUGCACACUUGACAAUAUUUAUGCUCAAAAAACAUCAACAACUCUUCCUGUCAAAAGUUCAAAAAUGAACAGAUUAAACAGAAAAAAUGCUGAAGUUUUUCAUAAAGAGAGACUCGAUGCUUUCUCAGCACUGUGUAAAGGGAUUAGUCUGCAUGAUAAAAACAUCCACUCGAAUUAUGGGAAAAGUUUUCCACUUAGUCAUCAGUCAAAGUCCUCUAAACAGCCUCUUUCUCAGGUCAGCUCGAACAAUACAGUGACCUCUGGAGACAGUGAGAGUCGUCAAAGUGCAGAGGUGUUAUCUAAUUAUGGCCAGAGAAGAAAGUCCAUGUCAAGGGAGGUUGGAAAAAAGACAACGAAGGUGUUCCUCUCUGAGAAGCAGUCAGGAGUUAUCACUGAUUGUGGCAUGUGCGUACCUUGUGCACCUCCAGCCACUCCAACACCAGAGCAAUUAAAGAGAACAGAAUAUGUACCAUCACUUCAAGAUAUCAAAGCACAAAGACUUGUCCGUCAAAGACUUCAUAUUAUUGAAGAAAAUGAAUGCAAAAGAGAAAGAAAAAAACAAGAAACUCAGAAUUUAGGUUUUCAAAAAACUAUGGUUGAGAUGAGACAGGAUUUGAAGAAAAUGCAAAGAAGAGAGAUCUAUGCUUUGAAUAAAGUCAUGACAGACCUAGAGAAUUACAACUUUCAACAAUUUAUGGACAAUAUGAAUGCUCCUGAUUUUUAAGUCUUUCACUUAAGUAAUUGCUGAAUACUUUAUUGUACAUGCCAGUAUUUUGCACUGAGAGCUAGAAUCUUUUCUUUUAGUUAUACAAUUUACUGCUGAUAUUACAUUUUACAUUGAUGUAAAAUUACUUCAUUUACUGCUGAAUACAAUGGUACCUUGUUGUGCAGAUGUUGAGUCUGAAAAAGUAAAAGCAUUAUGUCAUCCUGUUUAUAACCAUCUCUUCAAGCUGCUUAAUGGCACUCAUGCUCAAUUUAUUUAUAUCUUUAUAACAGUAUUUAACAAGUACAUUCUGUAAUAAUGAGGCAUUAAAAAAGUGAGCAAAAUUAGUGCUCACAGUUGUCAAGGAAACAUUUCGAAAAAAAAAAAGCACUGAAAGUAAAAAUAUUUAAGGAAGCAAUCUUAUUUAUAUUUUCAUGAUUCUCUCAUUUAAUCAGAUUUUGUGAGAUUGUUUCAAAGGGGCAAAGCAAAAACCUGAGUAUAUUUAAAGGGAUACUUAAUGAAUUCAUUGGUUUUAUCAUAGGUGACCUAUUUAUUUUUCAGAAGUAAAAUUAAAUGCCAAGAUAAAUUUUUUAUAAGCCACUUGGUUCCACUUUCUAAUUCCAGAUCCAGGUUUAAGUUAAAUAGUAUCCUUCUUUAAUAUACAAAUCAUAUUGUACUUAAUUUUUUAAAUAAUUCUAUUGAAUGUGUAUGUUUGUUAUAAAAAGUGGUUUAGUACAGAUUGUAUAACUGUGCAAUCUUGGAUUAUAUAUUUCAGAAUAAUGUCAUUUAAUCUGAAAUUGUGUGUGCCACAUUAACAGCAAAUCCUCUUAGCAAUAAAAUAUUGAACAUUAUUUUUUCCUACA
Messenger RNA from Biomphalaria glabrata, 2234 nucleotides. RefSeq lists its product as uncharacterized. The coding region runs from base 205 to 1392 and encodes 395 amino acids. Gene Ontology annotation, biological process: protein secretion; negative regulation of protein ubiquitination. Gene Ontology annotation, cellular component: apical part of cell. Lineage: Eukaryota; Metazoa; Mollusca; Gastropoda; Planorbidae. The record is from RefSeq and is a predicted model, not a curated record. The transcript has 5 exons.